AUGGCAGAUAUAGUGUCGGAUUUACCACAAGUUCCUCCAAAUUCCUUACCCCCUUUACCACCACGGCCAGGUCCACGCAAUGAGGACAACAUAUCUCUGAAGCAAGAAGAACUGGCGCCUUAUAGGCCUUAUAGUAGAGGAACGACCGACGAUGUUAGCCCACCAGCCUCGGAUUUUGCAGCAACUGCGACUUCGCAACCUGCAGAUCAGGUUCCUUUCGUUCAAUACAAUGACCUCGUCCAGGAACUAGCAAAGGCGAAGAACGACCUCAAAGAGGAGAGGCAGGCACAUUGGCAGACCACGUUGGAUCUGAGACAGAAAGAGCAGACCGCGGCUGAAUUUCAACGAUAUUGGCGGGACGCGAUCAACGAACUGAACCGAUACCUACGUCUGAGUCAUGGUAACAGCCAAAUGACCGAUGAUAUCUUGGUACAACAUGUAAAUCAUCUGCGGCAAAGUAUAACGGCAUUCUCAGCGCAGUGCUUCAGCGACAAGCUUCACGACUUCAGGGCCUUAAAAUACGGAUAUGGCCUCUUCAAAGAGCACAUAGCAAUAUCGCAGAGUGAAUGGGAAGGCUAUAUGCGCUCUGCUAGCCUGCGCGCGAACCUUAUCCAGGCCUUUCUAUGGGGUUUCAUCAAUAGCGAGAUAUUUGGUAAAUUCUGCUGGAUGACAGACAAGUCGGGGUCAAGCGUAUAUCAUAUGUACGAAUCAUUCGGCCAGCUCUACGAGGAAUCGGAGGACUUGGUUCCGGAUGCACGACAAAAGUGUAGCAUGUGGCGAGCAAAUACAUGUAAUUUGAUGCUCGACACUAUGGAAUUACAACGGGACGAAGUUCAUAACGAUCCACCGGAAUGGGUGGAGAGUGUUGAAACUGUCAGCAAGGUCCUAAGUUCAUUCUCGCGAGCGAAAUUAGCCACCAUACGGGACAGAUUGCAGGAGCUAUUUGCGAUUAGUAUAAGUCUGGACCAAGCAAUCAGUAGGCAAGUUGCCAUGAUUACCUGGGACUUUGGUUCACAAAUACCCAGCCCAUUUGACCCGACACGCAUGGUACUCGAGGGUGGAUCUCAGCCGGAAGGUGAGAAGCUGGUCGCGAGGCUGGUACUUGCACCAGGUCUUCUCAAGCGCGGCAGAGCGUCAGGGGACAGGUUUGACGAGACCACACGACUCCUAAAUACGAUGGUCUCUUGUGAGUUUCCGGUGUAUAGGGUAGCCCGUGACCAAUCCCACGGAGGUCCGAGUCUCAAGCCCAAAUGGUUAGAUAGGCGCCGGGGUAAUUAG
Messenger RNA from Penicillium hordei, 1278 nucleotides. RefSeq lists its product as uncharacterized. The transcript has 2 exons. NCBI's taxonomy places the organism in Eukaryota, Fungi, Ascomycota, Eurotiomycetes, Eurotiales, Aspergillaceae. The coding region runs from base 1 to 1278 and encodes 425 amino acids. The record is from RefSeq and is a predicted model, not a curated record.